Molecule: messenger RNA, 2201 nt
Organism: Corythoichthys intestinalis (scribbled pipefish)
Lineage: Eukaryota; Metazoa; Chordata; Actinopteri; Syngnathiformes; Syngnathidae
Product: zinc finger protein 501-like
Exons: 3
Coding region: 269-1837 (522 amino acids)
Biological process (GO): regulation of transcription by RNA polymerase II
Cellular component (GO): nucleus
Molecular function (GO): DNA-binding transcription factor activity, RNA polymerase II-specific
Source: RefSeq, a predicted model, not a curated record
CUUUCCCAUAAUGCAAUGCUUGUCGGAAAUGAAAAAGACGUUUUUACUUUGUGCACUUAUUGUUUUUCCUAGAUUUCAGCCACUUAACUAAAUCGAAAUCUCGACGACGUGUCCAGCAUUAGCCACAUUACGGACUCAAACAUCAGUCUUCAAGUCUGGGCACUCGUUCAAGUUGUGUCGCCUAUUUUAGCCUGGCUUAGCCUAGCUGGCUAACCGCUAACAAAGCUGCUAAGCACGUCGUCAAGCGUGCAGAAAUCAAGUGAGAAAUAUGUUCGCGAGAACAACACCGGCUGCAGAAAAGUUCCAAGAGGAACUUUGUGGAGUGAAAGAGGAGCCCCCACGUAACCAAGAGUCGACUGUGUGCAAAACAAUGCACGCAAAGGUUGUUUUUCACAGUCUCAAAGAUCUAUAUGUCAGCCAAGCCCAUCAUCUUGAGCACCAGGAGUCUGCAUGCAUCAAGGGGGAAGAGGAAGAAUCGCCAUACAUUAAGGAGGAAGAGUCCGUUCACAUUAAAGGUUUCAGAAAAUAUAUUGGUGCUGAGACAGAAUCUCCUGGCGUUACUGAGGAUGUGGAGCUCCCCCAAAUCAAAGAGGAGGAGGAGCCUGAGCCCUGUCAACAGAAGGAAAGAGAAGAGCACCUUCCAAUCAAAAAGGAGGAGGAGGAGCUGCCAUAUGGUAAAGAGGAGGUAAACGAGGUGCAUAUCACCAGGUUGACUGGUGAGCCCUUGAAGAGUGAAGAUGGUCCGAGUGAGGCCAGCAGAGGGGCGGAGCCUCCAAGCGAGGGGAGUAGCAGCAGAUCAACAGAAGGAUUGCAAGCAGACAUUGCUCCAUCAGACAGAGAUGGCGCCAAGUCACACUUACCUUACAAUGAUGAUGGUCAUAAAACAUCUCACGGUGACGACAAACUCUGCAAAUGCUCUCAGUGUGGGAAAACCUUUGCUACUAAGCAAAGUUGUCUUAGACAUAUGAGGAGCCACACUGGUGAAAAACCUGAUGUCUGCUCAGUUUGUGGUCAAAGAUUCAGUCGCAAGAGCACCUUAAAACAACACACCAGAAUCCACUCUGGCGAAAAACCUUUUCCCUGCUCAGUUUGUGGAAAGAGUUUUGUUCAUUCGGGAGACUUAACAAAACACACAAGAAUCCACACUGGCGAAAAACCUUUUUCCUGCUCGAUUUGUGAUCAAAGAUUCGCUCAGAAGCCACACUUAAAAAAACACACAAGAAUCCACACUGGCGAAAAACCUUUUUCCUGCUCAGUUUGUGAUCAAAGAUUUGCUCAGAGGGAACACUUAAAACAACACACAAGAACCCACUCUGGCGAAAAACCUUUUGCCUGCUCAAUUUGUGAUCAAAGAUUCAGGCAGAUCAGCAACUUGAAAUUACACACAAGAACCCACACUGGCGAAAAACCUUUUUCGUGCUCAGUUUGUGGAAAGAGUUUUGUUCAUUCGGGAGACUUAACAAAACACACAAGAAUCCACACUGGCGAAAAACCUUUUUCCUGCUCGAUUUGUGAUCAAAGAUUCGCUCAGAAGGAACACUUAAAACAACACACAAGAACCCACACUGGCGAAAAACCUUUUUCCUGCUCAGUUUGUGAUCAAAGAUUCGCUUGGAAGCAACACUUAAAACAACACACAAGAACCCACAGUGGUGAAAAACCUUUUUCCUGCUCAGUUUGUGGAAAGACUUUUGUCUAUUCGGGAGACUUAACAAAACACACAAGAAUCCACACUGGCGAAAAACCUUUUUCCUGCUCGAUUUGUGGUCAAAGAUUCGCUCGGAAGGAUCGGAUAAAGAGACACGUGUGUGUUGGUGUGAGAAGCAGUGGCAAAUGACUGUUUUGUCUGUCAUCCAUUCUGGCUUCAUCAGAUUUUGCAUGCUGGAAGAUUGUAUUCCGUUGAUCUUUCUUAAAUCUUGUUGAGGAUUGGCACUUUGGGUACGCUUUGUCCAAUCGUUGUACGAUGUGCAUCCACCCUAUUGCCAAAACCUCGCCUGAUUGAACUCUCUCAAGUUAAGUGGCAUUUUUUAAAUAUAAUUAUCUCCCGUUUAAACUAUACUUUCAUAUUUAUUUUUUGAAACGGCAGACCCCAAAUUCCAAAAUCAUUCAUAAAUGAUGUCAUUAAAUAAAUAUGGAAAAUUAGGAUAUAUUGUUCAAUGUUGCAAAAUCAUAAUAAAAGAAAUACUGGCUCACAAAUUUGU